Molecule: messenger RNA, 3207 nt
Organism: Phialemonium atrogriseum
Lineage: Eukaryota; Fungi; Ascomycota; Sordariomycetes; Cephalothecales; Cephalothecaceae
Product: CAMK/CAMKL/KIN1 protein kinase
Exons: 3
Coding region: 1-3207 (1068 amino acids)
Biological process (GO): microtubule cytoskeleton organization; protein phosphorylation; intracellular signal transduction
Cellular component (GO): cytoplasm
Molecular function (GO): ATP binding; protein serine/threonine kinase activity; tau-protein kinase activity
Source: RefSeq, a predicted model, not a curated record
AUGACCACAGCAAUCUCAACCGGACCUGAGCCAUCGUCACCACGUGGUCAGGCGUACGGAGUGCCGUCGAGGUCGCAGUCCACCCGUUCGCGGCCGCCGACAUCUGGAACAGCAGCUGCCUUACCGCCACAUCGUGCCGCUUCCACCUCGCAUUCUCACAGGAGCCGGCCAUCCUCUUCUGGCCGACCGCUCCAGGACAUCAUCCCCCACGACGAGUAUGCAAGGGAGGCAUCCAAUGUAGCCUCACAGUCGAAGCGCAGCUCCAGCAAGGACCGCCCGCCUACUUCAUCUCGGCCCGAUCCUUCGUCGCGCCCACAUCGCCGCACCGGCAGCCAUCGAUCAACAAUCUCGCACACACCCUCCCAAUCCGAAAUGACAUCUACUUCUGCAAACAAUCCCGGCCCAGCCGUCGUGCCUCGCGGCGCAUCAGACGCUCGAACACCGUCGGGUGCAGCUCCGGUCCGACACGGGCGCACCCGCACCUCCAUCCCCUCCCAGUCUGGCAAGUGGAUUCUUGGGAAGACAAUCGGUGCUGGGAGCAUGGGCAAGGUAAAAUUGGCAAAGAAAGAAGACAGCAACGAGCAGGUUGCGUGCAAGAUCAUCCCCAGGCAAACCCCUGACGAUGGACACCACAACAGAGCGGACAGGGAACGAGCCGACCAGUCGAAAGAGAUCCGGACAGCACGUGAAGCUGCAAUCGUCGGCCUUUUGAGCCAUCCACACAUCUGCGGAUUGAGAGAUGUCAUCCGAACGAACCACCAUUGGUACAUGUUGUUCGAAUACGUCAACGGCGGCCAGAUGCUCGACUACAUCAUAUCCCACGGCAAGCUCAAGGAGAAGCAGGCCAGGAAGUUUAGCCGCCAGAUUGCGAGCGCCCUCGACUAUUGCCACCGUAACAGCAUCGUCCACCGAGACUUGAAGAUCGAGAACAUAUUGAUCAGUAAGAACGGAGAUAUCAAGAUCAUCGACUUUGGACUCAGCAACCUCUUCGCUCCGAGGGGCCACCUCAAGACGUUUUGCGGAAGCCUGUACUUUGCCGCCCCCGAACUUCUCCAGGCACGAGCCUACACAGGACCCGAGGUCGACGUGUGGAGCUUCGGUAUCGUUCUCUACGUGCUGGUGUGUGGAAAGGUGCCCUUUGAUGACCAGAGUAUGCCAGCACUGCAUGCCAAGAUCAAGAAAGGUGUCGUUGACUACCCCGGCUGGCUCUCAGCUGAGUGCAAACACCUGCUGUCUCGUAUGCUUGUGACCGACCCCAAGCAGCGAGCUACGAUGCAGGAGGUCAUGACCCACCCUUGGAUGCUCAAGGGGUUUGGAGGACCGCCCGAGAACCAUCUUCCACAUCGCGAACCCCUGACUCUGCCCUUGGACCCGGAAGUCAUUACUGAGAUGACUGGCUUCAACUUUGGACCCCCAGAGGCAAUCAAAGCCCAGCUGGCCAAAAUAAUCGAGUCGGAAGAAUAUCAGCGGGCCAUCCGGCUGCUACAGAAGGAGAGAGACCUGCCGCCACCCCCGAAAGACAUGGAAAAGAAGCGCGGCUUCGGGUUUGACUUCUAUAAGAGGCGGAACUCGGGAAAUAGCAGAGACACCCUGACUGCCCCAAGUUCCGAGGGUCUCCAGCUCGGCUCCGACCCGAUAAAUGCAUUCAGCCCGUUGGUGUCGAUAUACUACCUUGUGCGCGAGAAGCAGGAUCGUAAGCGCCAAGAGACCCAGGCCGCAGGUCUGGCAUCUGCCUCGCAGAAGGAGAGGGAAUCUAGAACCGAAAUCGCUCCUCCCAAAGCGGCACACACCAACAGUUCUGCGUACGAGAUGCCCGGGGAACAGGCAACCGGUGGCCGAUCGCGGCCCAGGGCCAGGACGCACGGCGAAGAUGACGCUCCCGAGCAGGUGAAGAAUGCACAGCCAUCACCCACCACACCUCACCACCCACAAGACUACCAAGGGGAUCGGAUUCUUCCCAAGAAGGAAAGCGCAGCAGUUGGCCUCCUCCGGCGAUUCAGCACGCGUCGGCGCAAGGAGCCCGAGAGACUAGACAAGGACCGCUCUCACCCACCCUCAGUCCAUGUUCAUUCGCCCGCCGAAGUUCCCAGCCUCCGAAAGAGUUUCAGUAUCAGGCGGAGCCGGCCCGAUCGAGAUGACGAUGCUCCGCCAAGGCUCAGGUCGGGGUCUAGCCAGCCUCAGCAUAGCGACCUCUUGAGCCCGCCGCUUUCCGCUGGGGCCAAUGUGCGAGGCAAGAAGGGUCUUGGGCGGUCGACCAGUGUCAACUCGGCUGAGUUUCACCGUCGGCGAGGGGAUUUCGGUAAAGAACCACCGCCAACUUCGGGGUCAGAUCAGUCUGGGCCCCCGACUGAGAAGUCAUCUGAUCGCAAGCCAGGCACCAUCAGUAACCGGUCCGUGUCAAUGCGGGCGAAGACGCUUGGCCACGCCCGACGGGAAAGCAUCCAGGCUCGCCGAGCGACGAGGCGCGAGGCAGAAUCGCGCGGCGAGCGGGGUCCGGUCCCGGAGGAGACGGAUGCCGACGUCGGGGAGCAAAGCGGGCAGUCGAACGAGCGACUAGAGCGCGAGGACCCCGAUCUGGCGAAGCCCGUCUUCCUCAAGGGCCUCUUCAGUGUGUCGACGACAAGCACGAAGCCGGUACCAGAGAUUAGGGCGGACAUCAAGCGAGUUCUCAGACAGCUCGGCGCCGACUUCACCGAAAUCCGCGGCGGCUUCAGCUGUCGCCACGCACCAAGCAUCGACCUGAAGAAAGUCUCGGAUCGGCCGAGCAGCCCCCAGGGCCAGUGGGCACCGCAGACGCCAGGUCACAGGCGGCGAUUCAGCUUUGGCGGGCUGCGGAGCGGCCGCUCGAGGGACGAUGUGAGGGAGGGCACAUCUAGCAAGGAACAGGAGAAGUUCCCGCCUACGCCGCGUGCGUCAGGAAAGGGGAGGGAGAAGGAUCGAGACGACAGGAGCUAUUCGAACUCGGACCUCUCGGACGACAGCGACAUCCGCGAGACGAACGGCGGCUUACCGAAACGCGUGGCCGCAGGCGAGACCAGAACGCAUGUGCAGAGUGAUCUGGGCGGCAGCAUGGUCUUGGAGUUUGAGAUCUUCGUGGUCAAGAUUCCCGUCAUCAGCCUCCACGGAAUACAGUUCAAGAGGCUGAGCGGGAACACAUGGCAAUACAAGAACAUGGCUGACCAGAUUCUGAAGGAGCUGAGGCUUUAA